GCGAACGUUGAAUUUAACGGUCGGUUUGGCAGUGAAAGUGGAAAGUGGAAGCCAUCGCCGUGCUCCACGAGCCUGGCCAGCGAAUUGUUUGGUGCGGAAAAUAAAAAACAAAAAUUACAAAAAAUAGCAAAAAUAUAUACAAACCACCAAAGAAAUAUGAAAGUGAAUGUUGGCCCCACAGAGGAAAUACAUUAAAGUGCACAGCUCGCUGAUAUAAUCCAGUUCAAACAAUUCGAAGGAAAAGUGUUUAGGUUGAAAAGUGUGUUCAAACAUUGCGUCAGUUAAGCUUGGAAAAUAAAAUCAAGUGAUACCACCACGCUUGGAGUUGGAGUCUGCAAAUUUGCUGAGCACUUCCGGGGAGCAAAACAGCUGGACACAAGGGACGUUUAUGAGUGCGUGAAGUGAAGUACUUGGCAGAUACCAAAUGGGUGCCGUAUGAAAUCAAAGAAAAAAUAAAUCAAGACCAGAGGAAAAUCUUCGAAAUCGACGAAAAAGGUCGGGGACGUGCAACAAUUAACGGGCGGAAAUGGAAAUGUAUAAACAAUCAGCGAAAUGUGCAAAUUCGUGGAGUGCCAAUCGAAAGCCAGCUUGAGUGAAAGUGAAAAACUGCGGCGCGGGCAAAUUAUUAAUUAUCCGGCUGCUCUUUAGCGCGAUUUUCCCAGGGCGCAGUGCAGACAUUUUGUUUAUGAGCCAAUUUGCCAAGCGCAAAUAAAACCGAACCGCUGCCAGUCGAGCAUUAAUAAUUUGCAUAUUCAGUCCCAUCCCCAUUCAACCACCCCCCAAAAAGUCCUAAGAAACAGACAGUGCGGCGUGCGGCGUGCGGCGUUGAAGUGUUUAUUAAAUUGUCUUUGCCACAAAUGCAAGACAUUUGGCCGACACGCGUCGCAAUAGUAUUUUCUCCCUCGAAAUGUUGGAGUUGCAACUUUGCGGAGAUUUGUCAGCCGGCGACUUGAGCGAAAUUCCCAAAAUGGGACACCAAAGGGCCACGGAUACGGGACAUCGCCAGAUCCGGAGCCACAGAAAAUCCGACUGCCGGACUUUUCCAACCAGAUGCCUCCUGCUGCUCCUCGGCGUUCUACUUCUGAGCAUGGAGCUCGUCGAAUGCGCGCUGCGCAAUGUCAAUUUAAUAAUCGAACCACCGGCGGUGCGACGGGGCCAGCAUGUGGUGCUGCGUUGCAUGUACGACCUGGACGGGGCUCCACUGUACUCGGCCAAGUUCUAUCGUGGCCAGCUGGAGUUCUACCGCUACACGCCCGGCGAGUUCCCGAAUACGAAAGUGUUUCCAUUCCCCGGCAUUCAUGUGGAUGUAAGCAGCUCCAAUGCCACCCAGGUGCUGUUGCGCAACGUGGGAUUCGGUCUCUCUGGCAACUUUUCAUGCGAAGUGACCGCCGAUGCCCCGCUCUUCUCAACCGCCACCGCAGUGGACACCAUGCAAGUUGUUGAACUGCCCGAGAAGCGUCCGCAGGUUUUCACGGAACACACACGCUACGAGCCCGGCGAUGUCCUGCGGGCCAAUUGCAGCACACCGCCGUCGCGUCCGCGGGCAGAACUCACAUUCACCAUCAACAACAUGGUGAUAACCAAUGUGGACACCGAGUACAUUCGCACCAUCGAUAAUCUGAUUGCCACGCGGAUCUCGCUGAAGAUGCAACUGCAGGGCAUUCACUUUUCCAGCGUGAAUCCGGCCAUCUACAAUAACGUUUACGGGCUGAACUCGGUUUACGGGCAUGGAGGACCGGUUUAUGCCCCGAAUUCGAAUCCUGGCGGAUUACUUUUGCGCUGCUCGGCGCAAAUCGGGGAUCUAUACCAGGAGUACAAGGAAAUCGAGCUGGGCACUCCGCAAAAGGAUCCGGUACCGGCACGUGUCACGCUCUCAUCCGACACGAGCUUGAAGAACUUUUUCAGCUCGUAUUUCUCGACCUCGGCAUCGGCGGCAUCGCGACUCCUGCCCGGCGUCUACAUGGCGCCGCUUAUAAUGGCCAUGCUGGCUAGUUUAUUCCGGCUAAUUGAGGCUGCAUUUGAGCCCUGCGAUGCCAGCAGCCAGGAUCCACAGUCACAGACCGGACAUUCGAUGGAACAUUCCAGGGAGCGAAGGGAGUCCAAGGAGCGUCCAGCUCUUGUGUCCAGCUGCAGCGCCUCCAAGGCGUCCAGACAGCAACUGGCCUGGCCAGGAUCACGGACAGAAAGUCUGGGUCUGGCCUAGGCGUGUGUUACGAGUUAGUUAAAGCCCUAAGUAAUUCGAAAUAUAUUGGGGGAGUUCGCUAGACCUGGGCAAUUAAUAAGUAUUUAGGUGAUCAAACUUGCGAUACGAAGGGCUUGAAUAAAACUUAAUCACGCCACAUUUGAAAAUCAUUUUAGAAGCCGCGAAGAAACUCUCAGUGAGAUACAAAUUCAUUACCCAUUAAUUAGUUCAACGUUUAUUAUUUAAACAGGUCUAGGGAACACCCUCUAUUCGUUGAUUUCAAGUAUCUUCUUUUGAUGCCUGCUUUUCAUGUUAACUCUUAUUUUACACCAAAAACCACACUUUGAGAUGUGGCGUCUACUAGCGAGCUAAAGAGAAAAAAACAAAUUAAGUUUAAGCAAACAUUUAUAAACUAGCCUAGUCAUAAACAAGAAAACUGGAGGUUGGACAGCAGAACAGAAGAGUUUAAAACCUAUAAAGCAGGACAUACACAAUUCAAAUAUAAAUGUUUACACGAACGAGAUACAGUAAAGGGAGAAUAUGCUAAGUACAUGAAAUUACUGAUUCUACUUUUAAUGUGCAAAAUAACACAAAAAUAAACAGAGCAGCAUAACAAACCAAAGCCAGAAAUCAAAGGUGUGUAUCCGAGGGAGGGGAAAUGUGUGUAAAAUAUAUUUAAUGAAACAUAUUAAACUAAUUUAAUUUAAAGUAAAUAAAUCAAAGCCUUGUAUGGGCAUAUUGUAAAUGGUGGUGAAAUUAAAUAAAAUGUGUGUUAAUUUUAAA
This is a messenger RNA of Drosophila sechellia, 2965 nucleotides long. It is a transcript of the gene beat-IIa, whose product is annotated as beaten path IIa. The coding region runs from base 908 to 2203 and encodes 431 amino acids. Lineage: Eukaryota; Metazoa; Arthropoda; Insecta; Diptera; Drosophilidae. The transcript is spliced from 7 exons. The record is from RefSeq and is a predicted model, not a curated record.